Messenger RNA from Gamsiella multidivaricata, 2229 nucleotides. Its product is annotated as permease family-domain-containing protein. NCBI's taxonomy places the organism in Eukaryota, Fungi, Mortierellomycota, Mortierellomycetes, Mortierellales, Mortierellaceae. Gene Ontology annotation, biological process: transmembrane transport. The coding region runs from base 343 to 2205 and encodes 620 amino acids. Gene Ontology annotation, molecular function: purine nucleobase transmembrane transporter activity. Gene Ontology annotation, cellular component: plasma membrane. The record is from RefSeq and is a predicted model, not a curated record. The transcript is spliced from 2 exons.
UUUUUUUUUUUACAGGAAAAAAAAGGGCGCCUUCUAUCACUCUCUCUUCAUCGCUUCACGGCUGGCCCUCCCUCCGUCACCAUCUCUUCCACUCCACCCUUGCUCCUCACAGCACUCUUUUGCCCUCACUCUUCUUCUUCUCUCCACGACAUCCUCUGCUGAAAUUGCUUUUCGCCUCACUUGAUAACUAAUUCAGAUAUCCAAGCAAGGGCUCGCAGUGGAUCACUUCCAAAAUACAUCAACGACCUAUAACUUGCCCCUCCCUUUUUUUUCUCACUCUGCAAAGGCAGCAGACUCUUCCUCACACUAUCCAUUCAUUUCGCUCGCGGUCGUUGGACACAGAUGGCCAUGUUCUUUGAGAGAUUGAAUUACAAUAUGGCGAUGUCUCCCAUCGGAAGAUACUUUCGUCUCGAGGGCUCUGGUGCGCGUCGGGAGCGACUUGGCUCCAAAUUCACUACAGAGCUGCGUGCUGGUCUGACUACAUUCGUGACCAUGGCCUACAUCAUCUCGGUCAACGCCCUAAUUGUCACGGACUCUGGUGGUCCCUGUGUCUGCAACGAUGCUGGCAACACCACCGAUGUCGGCUGCUUCAAUGACCCCGACUACGUUCAGUGUCUUAGGAUACUCAAACUCGACCUCAUCACUGCUACUGCCGCCAUCGCCUGUCUCUCUACGCUUCUCAUGGGUCUUUUUGCGAACCUCCCUCUUGGUCUUGCGCCCGGUAUGGGACUGAACGCCUAUUUUACAUACACGGUCGUGGGAUUUCACGGCUCCAAGGCGAUCAAGUACGAAACCGCCCUCGCUGCCGUCUUUAUAGAGGGCAUUCUCUUUGUGCUGCUGUCAGUCUUUGGAAUCCGACAAUGGCUCGCGCGGUUGGUCCCACAGUCGAUCAAGAUCGCUACGGGUGCCGGCAUUGGAUUGUACUUGAUGUUCAUCGGUGUCCAGUCUUCGGCUGGUAUUGGGUUGAUCGGAAGAGAUGAUGCCACGCUGGUGACCCUGACAGGAUGUAUCAAGGAUGCGACGGGCCUAUGUGAGGAUGGAACGCGCAUGCGGAGUCCGACUACUUGGAUGGGUAUCUUUGGAUUCGUGAUCAUAUCGAUCUGUCUACUCUACCGCGUCAAGGGUGCGGUCUUGGUCGGGAUCUUGUUCAUUUCAAUCUUGUCCUGGUUCCGGGGCACGACAUUCACGUACUUCCCGUACACGGACGCCGGCAACGCCAUGUUUGAUUACUUCAAGAAAGUUGUGACCUUCCAUCCGAUCGAGUAUACGCUGGGAAAGAUGAACUUUCAGCUGAAUAACUCGGAGAUUUGGAUCGCGCUGAUCACAUUCUUGUACGUCGAUAUCAUGGACACCACAGGAACGCUGUAUUCUAUGGCGAAGUUUGGAGGAUUCAUGUACAAGAACGGAGACUUUGACGGAUCGUCAGCGGCGUUCUUGUGUGAUGCGACCUCUAUAUCGAUCGGGGCCUGCUUUGGUGUCCCACCUGUUACAGCGUUUAUCGAAUCCGGCGCCGGAAUCACAGAGGGUGGCAAGACCGGUCUGGCCUCGGUCGUCACGGCGUUCCUGUUCUUUAUCUCACUAUUCUUCUCGCCGAUCUUUGCGUCGUUCCCACCCUGGGCUACUGGUCCCGCACUGAUCGUAGUCGGGUCGAUGAUGAUCAAGUCUGUGCGAUCCAUCAACUGGGACUAUAUCGGCGAUGCCAUCCCUGCGUUCUUGACGAUCGCGUUGAUGCCUCUCUCAUACUCGAUCGCGUAUGGCCUGAUUGCGGGCGUAGGAUCCUAUGCGGUCAUCAAUGGGAGCGUGUAUUUCUUGGAGAUCAUCUCUGGAGGCAGGUUCACGCCCGAGGACAAGGAUUUGAAGGAGCCGUGGACGAAUGAAGGAUUCACACUGGCGAAUGUGCUGCCUGGAUGGGUCCAGAGAUUGAUUUGCAAGGUGCGCGGGGAGAUGUAUAUCGAUCCAUUGGAUGUGCUUGAGGAGGAGGAGCGGCUGGAAAGGGAGGCUGCGGCGAGAGCGGAGGAGGAUACGAAAAUUCAUCUACAUGGAAAUGAAGUUCAUGAUGUGGCCGAUAUUCUGCAGGGAGCUCAUGGUGGACAUCAUGGCAUGGAGUAUCCGUCAAGAUCGUUACAGUUGCAGCAGCAACAUGCCACCUCGGAUCACACGGAAUCAAUUGCCGAGAGCGGGAUUAAUGGGACGCCUAGGUACUGAACGGCUAGAAAACAAAAAGAAGCG